This is a messenger RNA of Penicillium mononematosum, 246 nucleotides long. RefSeq lists its product as uncharacterized. Lineage: Eukaryota; Fungi; Ascomycota; Eurotiomycetes; Eurotiales; Aspergillaceae. The coding region runs from base 1 to 246 and encodes 81 amino acids. The record is from RefSeq and is a predicted model, not a curated record. The transcript is spliced from 2 exons.
AUGAGGGUACUGAUUGACCACACCGUUCAACUCCCCGAACCCGGUGAUUCUGAAACCCCUUACCUACCAAAUGACAUGGUAGAUCUACGCGAGGACUAUGCUGAGAAGAGCUUGCAAGUCAUUGUUAAGUUGGCAAAUAUUGAAUUAACUCCUGAGAAGCCCGAUUAUGAGGGUGGCUCAUGGCACAUUGAGGGACAAUUGGUGGGCGCCGUCCCUUGUUCUCUUUCCAAUCUCUUCACUUCCUGA